AUGAAUUGGAAAGCUGUUGCUAUUCUAAUUUUUGUUUUAAUAAGUCUUUCGAAUGCCGAGUUCAAUGCGGAUUUUGCCAACUUUGUUGAAAAUCAUUAUGGCAGAAAUUUCCUUGACGCACUUCAAAGAUACGAUCUUGGUGACAAUGGUUCAUUUGGUGGAAAAGAAGAAGCCAAUGAGACAAUUUCUCGCGAUCCUGUUAUUUUUGUUCAUGGCGUCUCAGAUGUCGCUGGUGGAAAAAUGCUCUCACUCGCAGCAAAAUACAGAAAACGAGGAUAUCAGAAUGGCGAGCUAUAUGCAACCACAUAUGCGGACGGAAAUCGAAAUAAUCCGCUAGCCUGGACGGAGUAUUCUAUGAAAUGUGAUCAUGUGAAGCAGAUUCGUACACUAAUUCUGGCAGUUCGGUAUUACACUUUAAGAGAUGUCGACAUUGUCGCUUUUUCAUUGGGAGUUCCAAUUGCAAGGAAAGCUAUAUUAGGAGGCGAAUGUAUUGACACAAGGGAAGAUUUGGGGAUUCCAUUAACUGCUUAUGUAGACACAUUUAUUGGAAUGGCAGGACCGAAUCAUGGUAUAUCCAUGCAGAUUGCUGGUAUCAGUAUUCCUGGUUGCGUUAUUGGCGCCAUACCGCUCUUGCCAAUUUGCAGUAAAGUAAUUGGUCUCUACUCGGGAUUCUGCCCAACUGAGAGUCAAUUUCUUGAGGAUAUCAAUGAAAAAGAACACUAUGAAGGAAAGUUUGUCUACUCAAUUUAUAGCAAAACCGAUAACUGGAUUGGCUACGAAGUUUGUGGAAAGGUAACGGCUGGAAUACCCGGAGAAGAUGGUCAUCGAGCAUUUAACAAAAUGAGUCAUGACGAGGUUGCUGAAAAUACAUAUGACAUGCAAAUUCAAAUGAUUCAACCAUCCAAUCAUGUUGAGUUCAAUCAUCCUAGUAUACUACCAGCUUAUGCGGACAACUUCAGGCAUGAAAAGGCUGCCUCAAAACUCAAGCAGCAUUAUGUCACCAAAGAGCGCCUACCGACUUAUCUGAUCCCUUCGAGCUACGAUAUUUAUAUCAAACCAUUCUUCCCAGCCGACGGUGUUAAAUAUGAUGAACCAGACUUCACCUUCCACGGAAGUGUCGAAAUCAAGGCAAAAUCUUACAAGACCAGUGAUCGUUUAAUUCUCAACGCGUACAAUUUCACAAUUCUCAACUAUAUCGUGUUCAGAUCGGAUAAUACUGAACUUCCAAUUCUGUCAACAUCUCAGGACGAUUCGAAACAGCAAUUGUCAUUGAUAACCGAGCCAAAUGGUGUAGUGUCCGGCGAGGAAUAUCGUAUCCAAAUCACUUAUAAAGGAUUCAUUAAUAAUUACUUGGACGGUGGAGUUUUCUAUACAUCUUAUGUUGAUCCGCAAGGGGCUAUACACUAUAUGAUUGCAACUCACAUGGAGCCAUUUUCGGCGAGAAAAGUGUUCCCAGGUUUUGAUGAGCCGGCAUUCAAAGCGACAUUUUCGAUUCGAUUGGAAUACCCAAGUUCACAAGUGGCUUUGAGUAAUAUGAAAGAAGGAGAGCCUGAAAUUUUAAAAGAUGGUUGGUCACUUAUUACAUUUCCUACAACUCCUGUCAUGUCGUCCUACCUUGUUGCAUUCGCUGUGGGACCAUAUGUUUCAGCGACAUAUUUGAACAGGCACAAUACAACGACAAGAGCUUGGGGAUGGACGGGAACCGAGCAAUACCUAGAAUUUGCAGCUCAAAAUGCUGGCGAAUGUCUUUACCAAUUGGGUGAAUACACUGGAAUCAAAUUCCCUCUUGAAAAAGCUGAUCAACUUGGCCUUCCAGAAUUUCCUGCAGGAGCUAUGGAAAAUUGGGGACUUAUAAUUUACAAAUACCAAUACAUUGCAUACAAUCCACAGACAAUGACUACUCAAAAUCUUGAAGCUGCUGCAAAAGUCAUGUGUCAUGAACUGGCUCAUCAAUGGUUUGGCGAUUUGGUUACAACCAAGUGGUGGGAUGAUCUAUUUCUCAAUGAAGGAUUUGCCGACUAUUUUAUGACAUUUAUUCAAAAAUCGGUGUACCCGGAACAAGAAACCUAUUUAGAUACUUUGCAAGUACUUAAUGAGCUUCAAGUUGGAUUGGAAGCCGAUGUUAGUUCUAAUGCGCAUCCACUGGUCUAUCCGGACGGUCCUGCUUUCGAUGAUAUCACCUAUAAUAAAGGUGCUUCACUUCUUCGAAUGCUCUCUGACGUCUUGACACCAGAAAUUUUUCGCACCGGUCUUCAAAAUUAUCUGCUAGAAAUGUCAUAUUCAAAUGCGGUCGAUGAAGAUCUAUUUUCAUUUUUAACUGAAGCGGCAAAGCAAGCUGAAAUGCGGGAUUGGUGUGAUAAUCCGUUCAAUGUUUCCGGUUUCAUGCAACCAUAUAUUCACCAAACAAAUUUUCCACUUAUUCGUUACUUCAACAAUGACCCGACCAGCGGUGCAAAAUUCUAUCAAGAGCCGUUUGCAGAUAUUACAAAUUUGACAAAGUCGUCCUAUAACUAUACUUGGGUUGUGCCAUUGAAGGUUUCUUAUCUGCAUAAUCCAUAUCCUGAAAUUCAUUACCUAUUCACAGAAUGUCCUCCAACACCUGACCCAAACGAGUUAGUCCGAGCAGUACAAUGGUCUUUGGCUUCAAUUACAUCAGCUACAUAUGGACGCAUUAUAUACGAUGAUAUUGGAUUUGAUCGUCUUGUUAAGAGCAUCAAAGCAAAUGACAUUAGUGAUAAUUUGAAGCUGACGGUUUUGGCGGAUGAGGUUCACUACUUGAAUCGCGAAAAAGCGGCUGGUCGCUCAUACACUUAUACUCGAUUCCUUUCAUUGGCAUUAGCAAUUUUCAACACAAACUCCUCAAUUCAUACGCCAAGCUAUUCCGUGUUCAAAUACGCUCAACCAACUCUUGAGUUUGUUGCCAGCAUUCAUCGAGAUCAAAUGGACGCACCUUUGAUUCAAAGAAUGUACAAGAAAAUGUUUGGAAAAAUCUAUGAGCAACUUAUCUGGGCUGACACACAAAAAUGGGAUAUUGAUACAUUUGCUGACGACUUUCUGGUUUGGGCUGUUCGAUAUGAUCUUGGAGAUGUUCGUCAGAGAACAAUGGAAAUGUUUAACAAUGUCAAAUUAUCAUGUCGUAAUAGUUUGAAUGGAACAGCAUCAUGCAAUCCAUACACAACAAACCUGCAUCGAGCAAUCUAUUGCGGAGCUGCAAAAUACGCUCCUGAAACUAGUGACUAUUUCUUCCAGCUUAUUCGUUUUUACAAUAUGGAAGUUGUGGCAAAUCCGUAUUUCUACCAAGAAUAUAUGGCAUUGCUUGAAGGAAUGUCUUGCACGCAAAGUCCUGGAACACUUGCAAUAUUGCUUCGCCUUUACACAACAUCUACAUUGAAUCAGAGAACAUUAUUCACAUUUUUGAAAUAUAAUUUGCCUGCUUCCGAUGCUAUGUACACAUUUUUGCAAAAUAAUCCAACAAUAAUUAACAGUAUUGAUCUUGAUGCUUAUGUUGAUGCCAUGACAUACAAUUGGAACAGUUUUGAAAGAGAAUCACAGUUUAGCAACCUUUUCCAGGUGCUAAAUUUAAAUCCUGAACAAUACGAAAUAUUUGAUAAAUACAUGGAAAGAAUUACUGAAAAUUGGAAUUAUCGAAACACUCGCGGUCUUGCAAUUCUCAAUUGGUUAUAUGAUAACCUAGUGGUUAUUGGAAAUACACCGUGGCCUAAAGUGUUGGACGGAUCUGUCCGAGCCACCAAUUAUUCUUUGAAAAUUCAACCGUACAUCCCUGGAUCUGGCGACUAUGCGGAUUUCUUCAACAUGACAUUUUCGGCAACUUCGGUGAUCAACCUAGAAGUUAUCAAACCAAUUACCACAUUCUGCAUCAAUUCUCACCGAAUAUUUAUUGAAGACAGCGGCAUUCAAUUGUAUUCGACUGUUACUGGAACAGCAGAACUUAUUCCGACAAAAAGAGCGUAUAAAACGUACGAUGAAGGAGUUUUGUGCAUCCCGCUUGACAAUGUGAGAUUAUCGCCAUCGACCAAUUAUUAUGUCCAAUUUACUUAUAUGGGUUUCAUUUUUGCAAAUCCUGAUGAAGGACCUGCCAUCAACUAUAAUUACUAUACAUUCAAUGGAAAUAAAGGAUGGAUUUUCACGACUGAUUUCGAAGGGGGACCUGGAGCUCGAUCACUUUUACCAUGUUUUGAUGAGCCGACAUACAAAUCCUCUUUCAACAUCACUGUCACGCAUCCAACUGACACCGUUGCUCUUUCAAAUAAUAUUGAAGAAAGUUCAAUUAUUUUGAGAAAUGGAUGGACUACAACGAAAUUCCAAAGAACCGAAAUAAUGUCAACUUAUCUGCUUGCCAUUUGUGUCGGCCAUUUUUCGAACAUCGCGAAAACAAGCUCAAAUGGUCAUCUUGUUCGAUUGUGGUCGUGGACGGGAAUGGAACAAUUCGGAGAGUUUGCAUUGAAUGUCAGUUCUGCAACAUUGGACUUUAUGGAAAAAACUUUCCAUAUUCCAUAUGCAUUGGACAAAUUGGAUAUUAUGGCUCUUCCGCAAUAUACCACGAAUGCAGGGGCAAUGGAAAAUUAUGGUUUGAUCAUUGGUGAAUACAAUGCCUAUCUAUUAGAUCCGGAUUAUGCAACGACUUCUCAACUUAUGGAAAUCGCUGAGACAUCUGCUCAUGAAGUUGUUCAUCAGUGGUUUGGCGACAUGGUGACAAUGGAUUGGUGGAGUGAUAUUUUCCUAAAUGAAGGUUUUGCGCAGUAUUGGUUUGCAAAUGGAAUCCUCUAUGCGUAUCCUCAGCAACAAGAAUAUUCAUUAGACUAUAACAGAUUCUUAAUCAAGAGAUUGGCUCUAAUGAUUGAUUGUAUCCCUGGAAUGGCUAAACCUGUCAUUAGUAAUACGCCGCCAAUUUUUGGAGCCGAACCAUAUUACAAAGGAAGCUCUCUAUUUGACACAUUGUCUAAUCUUUUAACUGAAGAGGUGUUUAUUGAUGGACUCAGAAGCUACUUGUACGACAAUGCAUAUUCUAAUGCAAGCCCCAAUGAUUUGUGGAAAGCUCUCACUGAAGCAGCUCAAAGAAGCAAUGUCCUUGGACCUGACGGGCAACCGAUCGAUAUUGGUGUAUUUAUGCAGCCAUAUACUUUAAACACGUCAUUCCCAAUUCUUGAAAUUUCGCAAGCUGAGCCAAAUCAAUUUAAAACACGACAAAGAUCCUGCAUGAACAACGGAGUUCAGUGGGCGAUUCCUGUGCUAACUCAAAACGCUACGAAUAGUGUAAUGAAUUGGUUUGUUGGAGAAACAGGAGGUAAUGACGAUAUUUGGAUAAGAAAUGCUCCGACGACCUUUAGAAUUGACAACGCUGCGGAAUUUGCAUUUACCCGAGUAAACUAUGACGAUCAAUCUUGGAGCUACAUUCUUGAUCAGCUUGCUACUGAUCCAAACCAACUGCAAAUUAAAACACGCGCAAUGCUGUUUGACGAUGCUUUCUAUUUUUACCAAAACGGAGUGUACUCAACCGAGAAAAUGCUUAAUCUUACUCUCUCUCUCACUAAUGAAAACAGCUUGGCCGUUUGGGAGAUGGCUUAUGAGAUUUUGAAUUACUUUUCAAAUCGUUUCCGCUAUCAGAGCACAUUUGAUAAUAUUAAUAACUUUGUUCGUCAAGUUACUCAACCGGCUUUUGAGAGAUUUGGAUUCCUUCAAACCGAAUCUUGGGCGACAAAACGCGCUGCUAAAUAUGUGACCGAAUUGAAUUGUUUGUCUGGUGGGCCCAACUGCACUGACUAUGCUUUGGAACACUUCAGACAUUUUAUUCGACGAUGUGACCAAUCGACAUCAGGAACCGGAAAAUGCUCAGGAAUUGAUCCAGAUUAUCGCUUCAUUUCUUACUGUAUGGGAAUGAUAGAUGAAGAUCUCGCAACCACGUCAAACAUCCAAACCAUGAUCGAUAUGUUUAACUAUUUUUGGACAGGGCAUACAUAUAUGUCUAAUGAUCAGGAUAAUCUUUUGAAUGGAUUGGGAUGCCUACAAUCGCAAUUUUCUCUUGAUAAUUUAAUUUCAUUUGCGGUUAACGGAAUUUGGCCAAAAGAGACCCUAAUGUACAUUAUGAAGAAUAGUUAUACUGAUGGCAAUGUGCUUUACAACUAUUUAUACUCUUAUUUACCUGAUGUUCAAAAUAGUCCAAUUGAAUUUAGUUAUUACAUCAACCAAAUGAUAACAAAUUGGAGUACCCAAGAGCAACUGGAGAAGUUGACUGAUGCAGUUCACACACUUUUCUUUGAAGAAUUGAGCCCGGCGCAACAAAAAGUUUGGAUGAGUGCCAUCGACACUGUGAAAGCCAACAACGAUUGGAUAAAGAAUAAUCAAGAUGCUGUAAUGAUUUGGAUCGAGAAAAAUUUCGGAGCAGUCAACAGGAUUUAA
This is a messenger RNA of Caenorhabditis bovis, 6417 nucleotides long. The record is from the annotation of a GenBank genome assembly. Lineage: Eukaryota; Metazoa; Nematoda; Chromadorea; Rhabditida; Rhabditidae.